Lycium barbarum (goji berry) is the source of this 3507-nucleotide messenger RNA. RefSeq lists its product as uncharacterized. Bases 1942 to 2952 code for a protein of 336 amino acids. Lineage: Eukaryota; Viridiplantae; Streptophyta; Magnoliopsida; Solanales; Solanaceae. Gene Ontology annotation, molecular function: zinc ion binding. The transcript is spliced from 5 exons. The record is from RefSeq and is a predicted model, not a curated record.
UUUUAAGUAUCCUUUCAAUGGUUAUUUGGUUGAAGUUGUGAAUGAUAAGGUUAUUUGUGACAUUUCAUCUUUGUUAAGUAAUGUUGAUACAUUAGAUAUUUUUGUGUGCCACGAGGUGAAUGAACCAUAUGUUGCAUUGGCUUUAGAAUAUGUCCCCCAAAAUGGUGUUGGUGGGGUAGGUGAGGAAUCUUCAACACCUUUAAAUGAUGUUGUUGAGUAUCUAAUCCCCCCAAACCCUAAUGUUGAGCCUCCAAACACUACAUGUGAGUCUCCAAACCUAACUGCUGAGCCAUCAAACCCUCCUAACCCUUUAGCUGAACCUUCUAACCCUACUACUGAACCUUAUAACCCUACUGCUGAAACUUCUAACCUUACUGCUGAACCUGCUGAACCAUCAACUAAUCCUGAACCUCAUAAUCCCACUGAUGAUCCUACUUGUGAGUCUGAAGUUGAUGAGGAUACAAGUGGAGAGGAUGGAUGCGAAGGGGAUAGUGAAGAUAACAUAGAUAGCAUAGGUGUUGAAGAGGUUUUAGAAGAUAGUGAUGUUCAUGAAGAGUAUAGAGAUUUUAGGGCAAAUAGGAGACAUUUCAACAGGGCAAAUAGGAGAGCUAGAGGUACUACUGUUGGACAGGUUCAUGUCAAUGAAAAAGGACCAGAUUUAGGGUAUGAUGAGACUGUUAUUCAAAAGGAUAAAUUAGAUGGUAAGCUAGGGGGUGAUAAACCUUACUAUACAAGUGAUGAGGCCCCUAGCUUUGAAUUAGAUGAUGAAAUAGGCUGGGCAGAUGAGGAAGAGGUUGAACAAGUAGUGAAUAAACCUCUUAGAAGAAAAAAGACCAAAAACAGAGUUGUAUUUGAUCCUACUUCUGAGAAGAUUAUUUAGGAAUUAGGAUUGGUGUUUGCAGAUGUAAAAGGAUUUAGGAAGACAGUUACUAAAUAUGCAGUUCAAGAAAAAAUCCAGAUUGAAAAAUAUGUGAAUGAGCCUAACAGAGUUAGGGUCAGAUGCUGCAAAGAGGGUUGUCCAUGGUUAUUGUUUGCAAGUUCGGACAGUUCUAGUGCAGAUUUUGUUGUUAGAACAUACAUCCCUAUCCACAAAUGCAUGACUUCCACUCAUAACCAUUUGUGCAAUUCUAGAUAUUUGGCUGAUAGAUACAAAAACAGAGUGACUGAGCAGCCAAAUAUUAGGAUAGUGGAUUUUCAGGAGAUCAUUAGGAAGGAACUAGAUAUCUAUGUUGGAAAGACAACAGUGAGAAGAGCUAGGGAUAGAAUAUUACAAGAGAUUAGGGGUGAUUAUGUUGCUGAGUAUGGUAGAAUAUUUGAUUAUAGAGAUGAGAUAUUAAGAUCUAAUCCAGACAACACUUGUGUUGUUAAAGUUGGAGAAGAUCUUGAAACUGGAAAGAAGAUCUUUGGGGGUUUAUAUUAGGGGUGAUCAUGUUGCUAAGUAUGGUAGAAUAUUUGAUUAUAGAGAUAAGAUAUUAAGAUCUAAUCCAGGCAGCACUUGUGUUGUUAAAGUUGGAGAAGAUCUUGAAACUGGAAAGAAGAUCUUUGAGGGUUUUAUGUGUGCUUUGAUGCUUUAAAGAAAGCAUUCUUUGGAGGUACAAGGAGGUGCAUUGGUCUGGAUGGAUGUUUUCUUAAAGGUGUGUGUAAAGGUCAGCUAUUGGUUGUGCAGUUUGCAAGGAUGGAAACAACCAAAUGCUGCCUAUUGCUUGGGCAGUUGUUGAAUAUGAGAAUCAAUUUACCUGGAGAUGGUUUGUGUCUCUAUUGAAGAAUGACCUUAAACUUGGAGAUGGACAUGAAUUAACACUGAUUAGUGACAUGCAAAAGGGACUGCAAAAUGCAGUAGAUGAUUUACUCCCAGAUGCAGAACAUAGGUGGUGUGCAAGACAUAUUCCUGCUAACUGUUCCAAAAUCCAUAAGGGGAUAAAAAGAAGAAAAUUAUUUUGAAUGAUGGCGAAGUCCACUUUUGAAGUUGAACUGAGGGGUCAUAUUGAUGAAAUGAAGAAAAUGGGCAGAGACUGUUUGGAUGAUCUCAUGUAUUACAACUUAGAUAAAUGGUGCAAAAGGUACUUCAAAGAGCACAACGAGUGUGAUUCAGUGGACAACAACAUGGUUGAGAGUUUUAACAACUGGAUAUUGGCUGCAAGAUACAAAACAAUUAUCACAAUGCUAAAAGAGAUUAGGGUGAAGAUGAUGAAAAAAAUUGGUCAGUUGAGAGAGUUUUCAAAUACAUGGAUUACUGAUAUAUCUCCCAUGUCUCUCAAGACUCUACAAGAAAACAUUAACAAAUCAAUAAAGUGCAGCUUGUCUUGGAAUGGUGAAAGGGGUUUUGAAAUUAAAGAUCCUUGGGGUUGUACACAUUGUGUUGACAUUGUUAGGCAGACCUGUAGUUGUAGAUCUUGGCAGCUGAAGGGCAUACCUUGUUCCCAUGCAGUUGCUGCCCUACACUACAAGAGAUUAGAGCCAAUCCAUUAUGUAGCUAGCUGCUAUAACAAGGAUAUCUAUCUGAGCACAUAUGCUCAUUUUAUUCAGCCAAUGAACAACAUGAAUAUGUGGCCAAUAUCAAAUAAUCUAAGAGUUGAACCACCAGUAAUCAGACAGAUGCCUGAAAGACCAAGCAAAGCUAGAAGGAAGGAGGCUCAUAAAAGCAAGAAAACUGGAAAGCUUAGCAGAAGUGGUGUUGUUAUGACUUGUAGCCUUUGUCAUAACAAAGGCCACAACAAAAGAGGAUGUCCAACAAAAGAUGAUAUCCAACAAACAGCAAGUCAAUCAAAGGCUAGAACAAAUAGGGGAAAGGCAAACAAGAGAAGAAUGGAACAAGAAGCUGAAAGUUGUGGAAGAGCAAAUAUGAGAAGGAUGGAAAAUGAAACUGAGACAACUAGUCAAACUGCUCAUACAGCUAGUCAAUCACAGGUAAGUGUAUCAAAUUGUUCUUACAUGACCUUGAAUAUAAUCUAAUAUUUUGUAUUACAAUAACCAGGUUAGAUCAAAUAGGGGGAAGACAAACAAGGAGAGGAUGGAAAAUGAAACUGAAAGUAGUGAAAGGGGUGGUGGAAAUGGCACUAGAAGACGGAUACAAUAGCAAAAUCAAGAGACUGAAGGCACAAGUAGUGGACAUGCAAAAAGACUUUAUAAAAGGCCAAGGAUGGUGGGGGUUGGAGUAUUGGUUGAUGAUGAUGAUGGUUGUACUACUCUUAAUCCUGGGAUGCCAAACAGAAGGGUCAAUGACACUGGUAGAAGAGCUCCUAUGAGAUCUGAUGUGGUUACUGGAGAUAUUGGUUACACACCACGCAAAGGAUUCAUAUGGAGGGGCAAACAAACCAUUACCAGCAAUCGACUUGACCAAAUGAGGGGUGAGAAAAUAAUCCAAACAAGGUCUAAAGUUGCUGCUAACAAUUAGAAGUCCAAAGUUGCUGCUAACAAUCAGAGUCAAUGCAGUACAUCUAGAAAGGCCCCUGUGCCAUGGAAAUAGUUGGUCUGCAGUUGGAUUUUUGGUGUUGCUGCUGCUGCUAU